AUGGCCGACAAGGAAGCGAAGGAGAGGAGCAAGCCGCUGCCGAUGAGGUAUGCGGACAAUCGGCGCGUGCUGGACCGGCCCGACCACCUGAGCGGCAUACGGCUCACCGGGGACGACCUCACCGACACCCUCAUGGAGGAGGAGCGCGAGGAGCCGCACUUCCACACCACCCUCCUCUCAGACCGAAAGACGGACCUGCCAGACACGGGCCUCGGGUCAGGCCACCAUAAGUACCACAACGUGCCGGCGACCGACAUCGACCACUACGUGCGCCAUCCCGAUGAGGACUCCAACAAGGCGCACCUGGAGGUAGUGAGGGACGCCACCACCGGGGCGCCGCGGCUGAUGCGCAAGCCACUCAACGCUGAAGACUGA
This is a messenger RNA of Acanthamoeba castellanii str. Neff, 375 nucleotides long. RefSeq lists its product as uncharacterized. Lineage: Eukaryota; Discosea; Longamoebia; Acanthamoebidae. The transcript is spliced from 3 exons. Bases 1 to 375 code for a protein of 124 amino acids. The record is from RefSeq and is a predicted model, not a curated record.